UCCCACACAUCGGAAAGCAUCGCCCGGCUGCGACGAUGUUUUCAUAAUGCGCAUCACACGUGGUUCAUAACCGCAAUAUCUAACAGCUGAGGGCAAUGAGAAACUCGCCCAAGGAGGAACGAGAAAGAAUCCGUAAACCUUCCGUAGGUGGGACGCGCGCGAGGGUUUUAAUGCAGAGCACGAGACGAUUUCAAAUUGUAUCUCGAGCGCAUUGCCACAGAUAGAAACGUAGCGCUCGUCGUUGUUCAGCAAUUAUCGUACUCGGAAACGUUCCCCUGGUGUGUCUUCAACAGAGGAGAGGGGAUUGCCGAACAACAUAAAUGUCUCAACAUGCAAAUAACCCUCUACUGUGAAAGUUUGUCGUCUUCUACGAGAGGAGAUACUGAGCUCGAGUCCACACACGGCUGACACGCGUCUAUCUAACGCUGGAUUGUUUCUCAUUCGCGUCUUCAAAAUGAAGAGAAGGCAAAAACGCGUUCUGCAGAUGGCAUUUCUAUUCAUGGUGGCUUUAAUUUUUCUGCCAAACGUCGGCCUUUGGUCAAUGUACAGAGAGAAGAGCCUUAUGAAGUCGCAUGAGCCAGGAGAGCAGGGCUUCCCAUUGGGCUUAAAUGAAGUACACAUUUAUACCUGGACAGACGGUUUGAGAAGAAGAGACUGGCAUGACAACGAGAGCAUCAGGAAAGACAGCCAACGUGUUGGAAAAGGGGAGCAUGGGAAACCGUACCCGCUCUCAGAGGAUGAGUGUGAUGACUCCGUAUACAAAGAGAAUGGCUUCAACAUCUACGUCAGCAACAAUAUCGCUCUGGACCGCUCCCUUCCUGACAUCAGACAUCCAAACUGUAAGCAGAAGCUGUAUCUUGAAAACCUCCCAAACACCAGUAUUAUCAUCCCGUUCCAUAACGAAGGUUGGUCCUCUCUGCUUAGAACCAUCCACAGCAUCACCAACCGCACACCCGACCACCUGAUCGCAGAGAUCAUACUGGUAGAUGACUACAGUGACAAAGAUCACCUGAAGGCACAUCUGGAGGAGUACAUGUCCAGAUUUCCUAAGGUCCGUAUCGUGCGCACCAAAAAGCGAGAGGGUCUGAUCCGCACACGGCUGCUGGGAGCAUCAGUGGCUAGAGGAGAAGUCCUUACUUUCCUGGAUUCUCACUGCGAAGCCAACAUCAACUGGCUGCCACCCCUGCUUAACCAGAUCGCCCAGAAUCCAAAAACCAUUGUGUCUCCCAUGAUAGAUGUGAUUGACCAUAACCACUUUGGGUACGAGGCACAGGCUGGGGACGCCAUGAGAGGAGCCUUUGACUGGGAGAUGUACUAUAAACGUAUUCCCAUACCACCUGAGCUACAAGGACCAGACCCCAGUGACCCAUAUGAGUCUCCUGUGAUGGCCGGAGGCUUGUUUGCUGUAAAUCGACAGUGGUUCUGGGAGUUGGGAGGAUAUGACACAGGCCUUGAGAUCUGGGGCGGUGAGCAGUUUGAAAUAUCUUUCAAGGUGUGGAUGUGCGGAGGCAGCAUGUAUGAUGUACCUUGUUCGAGGGUGGGCCACAUCUACAGGAAGUACGUCCCCUACAAGGUGCCUUCAGGGACCAGCCUGGCAAGAAUCCGUAAUGCAGCAUCUGGUUUGUGCAUCGACUCUAAACAUGGCUCCACGGGCACCGAGCUGCGUCUGGAUACUUGUCUGAAAGAGGGUGCGGAGCGAACAUGGGCACAUGAGCAGAUUUUCACGUUUGGUUGGAGAGAGGACAUCAGGCCUGGGGAUCCCCUGCACACCAGAAAAUUCUGCUUUGAUGCUAUUAGUCAGAAUAGCCCCAUCACCCUGUAUGACUGUCAUGGCAUGAAAGGCAACCAGCACUGGAGCUACAGGAAGGAUAAGUCUUUGUACCACCUGGUGAGCAACGGUUGCAUGGACUGUAGCCCCAGCGAUAAGCGGGUUUUCAUGAACAAGUGCGACCCCGAGACUGAAACACAACAGUGGAUCUUCCAGAAAGUCAACACUACCGUUCUGGACAAGUUCAACAGCGGUGCCAGCUCAUAGGACCUGGGGUUGUGGUCAAGCCGAUCAGCUGGCUUCCACACAUACACACACCUCCCACAAUCCUUAAUGUGGGCCUGGAUGUUCUUACUGUCUGGCUCUGGGUCCCUCUCAAGGUUCUGCAGCAGACUGAGAAAGUGCAGGCUCUUGAAAGAGGGGACUAGAAACACCGAGAGACACAAGGCUGGUGGAAACGCAUCCACAAUGAGCACCUUGCUGGUCGAGGAGAAAACAGCCUGGACUCUCUAGUAGGGGUCUAACUUGGGCUCCCAAUUGCUCCCUAUACAUUAAAAAACAGUGCAGCUUUAGGACUUUGGAAGUGAAAGAGUCCAGUGAAAGAAUGUUCUGUAUCAGUCUUUAAAGAUUGCAUGGGGGAUUUGUAUUAUUUCUUUUUUUUUCUUUCUUUUUUU
Molecule: messenger RNA, 2442 nt
Organism: Sinocyclocheilus grahami
Lineage: Eukaryota; Metazoa; Chordata; Actinopteri; Cypriniformes; Cyprinidae
Product: polypeptide N-acetylgalactosaminyltransferase-like 6
Exons: 12
Coding region: 455-2035 (526 amino acids)
Biological process (GO): protein O-linked glycosylation
Cellular component (GO): Golgi apparatus
Molecular function (GO): polypeptide N-acetylgalactosaminyltransferase activity
Source: RefSeq, a predicted model, not a curated record